Molecule: messenger RNA, 1348 nt
Organism: Drosophila navojoa
Lineage: Eukaryota; Metazoa; Arthropoda; Insecta; Diptera; Drosophilidae
Product: kelch-like protein 6
Molecular function (GO): protein binding
Source: RefSeq, a predicted model, not a curated record
UUAGGCCAGGCAAACACAAAGCCAGCCAGUGGCGAGCUCACGUGCAGCGUGCACUUUGUCAACCCCAGGUACAGUCCGGGAAGCUCAUCCGAAGAUGAAUUAGGCUCGGUCACAAGGCUGGUUUCAAAGGCUGAAGACUUGGAGAUCGAACGUGUUUUCAAACGUCAAGCGGCAGAUAUAGGAAAAAGUCGUUCCUUAUUUGAGUUUGGGCACAAUUUCGAAGAUGUGCGCGACUGGCUGACCAUCGAGCAGCCAUCAAAAGUGUGCUUGAAAACCGUAUUGCGCUAUAUGGUGGAGAAUCAUUUGAAGACAACCGUCAAAAUUGAAAUCAAUAAAAUGUAUUUCAAUUGCCAUUUGCUUGUGCUGCAGGCCUACUCCAAGUACUUCAUGGAACUCAAUCCCAUUCCGUUCGUUGUGACGCUCCCAGAGACGAAGGUGUCACAAAAGGCAUUUAUGCUCGUCUACAAAUGGAUGCUCAGCGAUGAGCCGAUCCUGGAGCGCAAAGACAUUGUCACCGUAUUUGUGGCAGCCACUUAUUUGAGAGUGAAGGAGUUGCUGUUGCAUUGCUGGAAGUAUUUCGACGAUAAGAACUGCUUUAAUGAGGCCUCCGCGUGUGUCAUGUACGUCGAAUCAAAGAACAAUGUGGCCUUAGAUGUUGUGCGUAAUCUGAUGUUGACGCGCAUUCAAAAGUUUCUCCUCACUUUUGUGGCAACCAGCGAUUUCUUAGAUUUGCCGCUAAAGCAUCUUGUCUACCUUCUCUCCUCAGAUGAGAUCUGCGUAAAUAGUGAAAUUGAGAUACUUUUCAUUGCCGUACGCUGGCUGGGACACGACUGGGGGAGGAGAAAAGCGAAUGUGCAGAGUCUGAUUGAUUGUAUUCGCUUCAGUUCCAUGCCUCUUUGGUAUUUGCUGUGCGUGCGGCGGGUGGAGACGCACAGUCUUCUCAAAGAGCUGCUCAGUUUACCCACCGUCGAUGCGCUCAUCAAUCAGUCCAUUUCGCAGAUUACUUCCAAAAUGUACGAAGAAAAACAGGAGGGAUUUAUUUUAGAUUACGAUUGCAUCUCAAAGAAUUUACAACAGUCGCGCCGUUGGAUCGUGGAUGAUGCGUGUCCUUAUUAUCAUCACAUUUGCUGUCCGCAUACGCGCGACAUCAGUUUUAUACAGUUCGAAUCUUAUUUAGCCGCGUUGCAGCAGCAGUCAAUUGAUUAUUGGACCAAAGUGGAGAUGUUGGAUGUAAAGAAUCCGAGAAAGUGUAGCUGCAUGCAAUAACGGUAGAUUCAAAUUCCACAAGCCAUUAGAAAAUCAAAUUUGGCAUUCCCACUUAUACGUUUUAAUGUUCAAAAAAGAAAAU